Messenger RNA from Pseudocercospora fijiensis CIRAD86, 2028 nucleotides. RefSeq lists its product as uncharacterized. The transcript has 3 exons. Lineage: Eukaryota; Fungi; Ascomycota; Dothideomycetes; Mycosphaerellales; Mycosphaerellaceae. Bases 1 to 2028 code for a protein of 675 amino acids. The record is from RefSeq and is a predicted model, not a curated record.
AUGUAUUACUUCCUGCUUCACCACCUCGGUCUAGCCGUCUGCUAUCUUCCGAGUGUCUCCAGUCUAGAAUGGCCAAAAGAUCGAGCCUUGCCGGAUUUUCCUGACGUUGCAAAAUCCAUCGACGCAGCAGACAUCACAUACUUGAGCGGAGAAGAACAAGGUCUACUCGUAACAUUGCAAGGCAUUGUCAAUCGGAAAGAACCUCGUAUCUACCUAUACUGGGACAAGACAGGUGACGACCCCGAAGGCGUCAAUUACAGUCAUCAGGCAUGGCUACAAGGAAUCGCGAACCAAAUAGAUGUCCAUGAUGUCUCGGAGUCGCCUCUCCAGCUUCUCAAUAAAUACGAGGCCGACAUCAAAGGAGCUGUCCUGUACGAUGAAGACCUUCCAGACAUGAUCAAUUUAGCGACCACGUUAGCAGGAAUGCACGAUUUGGUGAUCACUAACGCAGAGCUGGCGAAAGCUCACAAUCUAACGAUCACUCACGACCUCCGUGGCAUGUUCAAGAAUAAGCUCGAUGUGUAUGAGUAUGGCUUGACCCAACUCUAUUCGACAACCACCAAGCGCAUGAUCACGGCAAUCCGCCCACAGGAGACCAUUCAGAACACGAAUGCCUCCUGGACGAACAUCACCAAAGACGCCAAUCACACUCUAGAUGCUUCCAAUAAUGCUACAUACCCUGUUGAUCUGACUUCUCUUCUGUCAAAAGCCAGGCUGGACGAUAUGAUCUAUCUUCGCAUCAAGGAUGCAUUCGAAGAAGAUGGAAAUGGUCCUACGGUUUCGCACGUGCUUGCGACCAUGGAUGACAUGACGAUUGCCGAUUUCGCACCAGGAACGUUGGAAGAAGAGGUGUUUCUAGUGGAUUGGGGUGGCUCAUCACUUGGCGACUAUCCCUGGGGCUCACGGGCAGCAGGUGGCAAAGCAUACAUAGUGUAUGGAUUCAAGGUUCCAAAUGGCUCAGGCUCAUUCGUCGUCAAUCUGACCAUGCAUGGACAAUACGAUGUGGCUAUUACGACAGACUUACCUGUUACGAGAAGGCUCAACGCAGUAUUUCGGGACUACAUCGCAGCAACAAGUGCUCCGUGCAUAUGGCUCGAUCCUAACAACAGAGACGAAGUCCCUCUCCUUCACAAGAUUUUAGAUUCCUUGGACUCGAACUCAGCAUAUAUGGGCUGGUUUCCUAACGGAGACGAAAUGAGUGGCGUCACGCAAACAGCUCAGAAAAGUGUCUACGUUGUAGCUGCUGACAACUUCUUCAAUGGCAGUCUUAUGAGCGGUCUCAAAAAACUACUCUGGAGACCACGAUUGACAAAAGAGGCAGAACCACCCUACAAAUCCUCUGCUGUCAAGCCCAUCGAAGACAAAAUCUACAUCUCUCUCACCUGGACCGAAGGUGACAACAUCCAAUACUCGCAACACCGCAUGCGUCUCCUAUGGGACGACACAGCCCGAGGCAAAGUUCCAAUGUCAUGGACAAUAAAUCCUCUCCUCAUCGACAUAGCCCCCAACAUUGUAGGUUACUUUCAAGCCACAGCAACCGAGAAUGACUCUUUCGUCCUAGGACCUAGCGGAGCAGGCUACACCUUCCCAGUAAAUUGGCCCAAGCAAGAUCUCCGCCUCUUUCUCGACCAGACCGCUCGGUAUUCCAAACGAACAGGAGUCGGCAGUAAUUCAAUCUGGAUCUACAAUCGUAUCAACAGCACCCUCGUCCCUCUAUCCGAAGAUAUCAUUUCCACGUACCAUGAUGCUCUGGGUCCAGAACUUCUCGGUAUCUCGGCCGAUACUGCGCGCGGAGCGAAGAAUCCCUACGGCAUUAAUAUUACAAGGACCGGUGUAGCUGUCGCGGGACUCGCUUCGAUCAGUGGUGUGGAGCAAGGCCUGGCGCGACUAGGAAAUAUCUCAAAGGACUAUUUCGGUGGCAGGACACCUUUAUUCGUGGAUUGUGCACUUUAUGCUUGGGACACAACGCCGGGAAAUAUCAGCACGCUCGUCCAGAAUUUGGGCAAGGAGUUUGAAGUCAACUCAUAA